GUGUGGAAGUUCCGUUUCCAAUUGCAUAGCAUGGAUAUGAACGCUUUUCCUUGUUCUUGGGGAAUCGAUAGCUACUAUUUAGGGAGACACUAGAAAGCAAUAAUCCUCUAUAUCAUCCUCUAUCUGCCAAAUUCUUCUUCAAAACAUGAAUCACAUGCUUUGCUUCAAAAGAAUUUGCAGUAAAACCACCACCAAUAAUAAUAACGGCGGUGGUUCUACAGGUUCCUUAUCGGUGAACCUCGAUUCACGUGACAUCCAUGAACGUCUUCAUGUUGAAGAUGAUCCCCUUGAAGCAUCUUCUACUGCAACUCCUCUGCGUCGUCUUCGUCUUCGUUCUCGUUUCCGUACUUGUGCUCGUACUCCGACCACUAAACUCGCCACCAAGGGUGUCACCACCGCACCAACCUCACCUUCCAAUUCAUAUUACACCUGCAGUCCUUACUACAGAGGCUUCACUGAUUUAUUUGCCUCACCUGUGCCGUCGUCAUCAUCACUAGUAGUUCUGACAGAUUCUGCCAGAACUACUGGUGAUAAUGACGAGAAGGACGAGAAGGACGAGGAGAAAGAGGAAGAGAAUGAUGAUUAUGAUGAUAUGAGCGAAAGCACAUCGGAAACUUCCGAUGACGAGACAGAAACAGAUACAGAGGAGAGUAACAAAGAGAAAACAAGUUUUGAGGAGAUAACAAAGUUCUUACUAUCUUCUUCAAAGGUUAGCAGAAGAGGAGCGAAAUCCGAGUUAAAUUGGUGGCCACCUAGUCCAGGCUGGGUGAAACUCAACGUAGAUGGUAGCGUCGUCGAAACCAAUGCCAUGAGUGGCUGUGGAGGAUUGCUUAGAUCUGAAACAGGUCAAUGGCUGCUAGGGUUUUCAAUUCGCAGUGAUUCCACCAAUGUUCUUGAAGUGGAGCUUGGUGCCUUGAGAAUGGGCCUUGUUCUUGCUUGGGACCAGGGGCAUCGAAAUCUAUGCUGCGAAACGGGUUGUGUUCGAGCGCGUUGUCUCUUUCAGUGUUCUGAGUCUGAUGAUGGUAUGGUGAUGAGGUCUGGUGAAGUGGAUCUUCUUGUAAAGGAGAUUCGGAGGCUGCUUCGACGGCCGUGGAACGUUCAGCUUCGCCAUGUUUUCCGGUCGGCGAAUAUGGCUGCCGGUUACUUGGCCAAGCUUGCUUCCAAGAGUGCGAAUGAUCUUCAGGUGUGGUCUUCUCCUCCUCCUGGAAUUGAGACUCUCUUGCAGGGUGAUAUUGCUCCCCAUGUCUAGUCCUUUUUCUUUUCUUUUCUUAAGUUCUUGACACUUCUUUUACUCAAAUCACAUGUGGAUUUUAGUAAUUUAAAGAUCCAUGAUUUGGAAAAUGAUUCGAAAGAACUUAAUUUGACAUUUUUUCAUAUGUUAUUUGUAGUGAAAACUCAGGUGUAGUCGGAUUUCACGUGAAGUUGAUAACUGAGUCCUUAGAUGAUUUGAUUGAUUUGACUAAAUUUUCAUCUAACUAUUCUUAGCUAUCAACUUUACGUGAAAUUGAUUGCACCCGAGUUUUCACCGUUAUUUAUACUUACUUAUUGAGUCAAAGCAUAGUUUAUAUGAAAAAUGAAACCAAUGUAUGAUAUAUAUGAAUAAUGUACACUAGAUAUCAAGUAUCAUGUCAACAUAUAUAACUGAAAAAU
Molecule: messenger RNA, 1650 nt
Organism: Arachis stenosperma
Lineage: Eukaryota; Viridiplantae; Streptophyta; Magnoliopsida; Fabales; Fabaceae
Exons: 1
Coding region: 146-1249 (367 amino acids)
Molecular function (GO): nucleic acid binding; RNA-DNA hybrid ribonuclease activity
Source: RefSeq, a predicted model, not a curated record